AUGUCAGACCCGGAACCCCUCAAGGAUAACGACGAAGUGUUUGUUUGUGAGCAGACGCAGGAAAUUUUUAGCACCUACGAUGAUUACUUUAACCGGAUUAUGCUGUUAUCGUCAACUUCUUGGAGCUGCGAGAUGACGGGGCGGACAAAUCUCACGUACGAGGACGCUCUCGCAAGCGAAGCAGACGCUAGAAAAACGUUGAGAAAAUUUCCCACCGUUCUUAAAGGACCGAUACUACUAGUUGCUUCUCGCACGAAGCGUACCGCAAUCAGAGAUUUGGCUGGAGAUGUAUUCGGGUACGUGAAGGAUGUAUUUUUUAAAGGCGAAACAAUUGUCACAAAAUCGGGAGAAACAGAGACUCCACGGAAAGCGAAAAUUACUCGCGUAGCAGUUGCCGACACAUCGAAUGGUCAACAAGAGUCGCGGUUGACCUAUCAUGUCGCAGCCAACGAUAAUCAAUCCCCUGAAAUGUAUUCCGUUCAUGGAAACAUGGUGAUGCGUGAACGCAAUGUAUUGACUCGUGAGAAAUGCAAACUGUUUCUGAAACAACACGUCGAGCUAGGACCGGAUCAAAUGUUGUGCAUUAAGAAAAAAUCAUUGAUCUACUUCGUCACUUCAAAGGGCUGGACCGAAGAAAACGUGUUCUAUGGGCGUGUACCUACAUUUACUGAAUCAAAAAAACGGAAUUACGGAAAAGCUACCGAAAAAUCGAGCACAAAAGCAAAUGCAACAAAGAAAAAAAAUAAUCCACCCGACGCUAAGAACCUAGCCAAUAAGCCUGUCAAAAAACAGGAUUUAGUAAACGGCGCGAGCAAAAAUAAAAAUACGUCGAACAAAAAGCAACAGAGUAUAGCAAAGUAUUUACAACAACCGUCUGAAGACAAGGAAGCAUUGAGAGCUAGACUUGAAGCAGAAAAUAAGACACAAGUGAAAAAGGCCGAACAGAUUGCAUUGGUCAAAAAGAAGAACGAAGAAAUUAAGGCGCUCUUGUUACAGCAGGUCACACGUGCCCUGAAGCAGUACAGCGCCGUAAAAGAAGAUCAAGAGCUAACUGACCAGCGUGUGCUACCACCUUUACAUCCCGUGUGUUCGCAAAUUGGAGGAGCGCAUUUCUCCAACUUUAUGUUUAUUUUGGAAUUUCUGAGUACUUUCGGAGAUUUGAUCUCGUUAGAAACAAGGUUCCCAGAAGGUGUAACGAUGGACCUGCUCGAACGUGCGCUGCUGCAUCGUGAAGUGAAUGGUCCACUGAGCGACAUCUUGCAAGUGCUGCUGUGUGCGAUCUUCGAGCAGCAGAUUGAAGAACAAGAAGAGCAAACGAAUGAAAACUCAGGAAAACAUUACGUGAGCGGUUGGUGCUUUAAAUACUUAUCCACCAAAUUGACGGAUCUACCGAUGGACUCGGCCACGAUAACGGAGUUGCUGCGACUACAUUUUCUAGCAUCAGUUCAGCCCAACCAAAGCGAUGACCCAUGUUUUCAGGUGUUACGUUAUCAUCCUAACAUAACCCGAGUUCUAACAUUAGGCACUGUUUAUCACCUCUCCGUUAGUAGCGUUAUCCUACUGAUUUCUGCUCUCAUCCAUCAACUGCUUGUCAGUAGCAAGGUGCGCAAUAGAGUCCUUAAUGCACGGAAUGUUCGCGCCAGUUACAGCUUGAAUCGGAUCGAAAAAUAUCGAAUGCCACAUAAAACGGCAGCGUUGAAGGAGCUAGCUAGGGAAAAAAUGAAAAAAGAACUAGCAACGUUUCAAGGUCAAACGGCGGCAGAGGAUAUCGAGGCACAUCGGAAGCAGCUAGUACAAAAUCUAGAGGCCGAGGACUUACGAAUCGAAGCUGAAGCACGGAAACGAAUGAAGCAGCUUGAACACGAGCACCUAGAGCUUAUUGAAAAAUAUUGCUACUAUGAGGGGUAUCUUGGUGUGGAUCGGGGAUUCCGCAACUACUGGCAGUUUCAGUCGCUACCGGGACUAUUUGUAGAGCAUGACCGUGUCUUUGCAGGCCCUUGUAUGGAGCGAGGAACUAGCAAUAUACCUGCUUUGGCAAACUGUGAUGCGAAGUUACGCAAGAAAUUUAUCACCCAAUCGAUUAUGAUGUGCGCUGGAAGCGGUAAUAUUUUGCGGGAUGAUGUGAAGAACGAGAUGCUGACUGGAAAUGACAUAUUCGAACAGCUGCUGAUUCGUGGAACCUCUCAGAUCGAAGCAAAUAGUGCAAAAAAGAACAACUCCUUUGCAACUGCUAGAGAUAGAGAAAAAAUAUCACCAUUUCUGGCAGCGAAUUCAGUGGAAAAGGACAGUGGUGUAGAUGAUACCGCACCUUCUAAAAACAACAAUAUCCCUGUGAACCCUCCGACGAAUGAAGAAUUGUUCAUGUGUACUGGUCAACCGGAGAAAUGUCCCGUUCAUACACCAAGUCAUCCCAGCUGGGGAUACUACCACACGGAGGAGGAACUAGACGCACUUAUUAAAAGCUUGAACGAACGCGGAGUACGCGAGAAGCGGCUUCGUCAAUUGCUUGUAUGGGAGCGUGAGGUUAUCGUGGCACACAUGAAGAAAUGUCCGCUCGAGAAACUCUCCAUUUCGCAGCACGAAAACCGUGAGAAACACGUGGUGGAGAACUCGAGAAAGUCGCGUAAAAAAUAUAACGAUGCAAACUUCCAUCACGAUGCAGGCACCAACCCGAACGAAAUAUUCGAAUUGAAAUUUCGGGAUCUUUUACUCGAAUUAGAAGAAAAGAUAUCGGCCGGUUGUUUGGGUAAGCUGCGAGUAAACGAUCGCAACGCGUGGCGCGAGGCGAUCGUAAGCCGAUCAUACGAUUCGCAAAUCGACGGCCAACUCCAAUGGGGUACGAAGCGCAUAGAAGUUGUACAGACAAUCAUAAAUGCAAAGGAGAUGUCAAUGGAAACUGACGAAAUUGACGAGAUGGAAUGGAGGGACGUUGAUGUAGUACUGAAAGACAAACAGUUGUUCUCUAACACAACCGAUGCAGGAAACGUGAGUGAAACGAACCAGAGCAACGACGACGAAAGCAUUGCUGCGCAAGAUAGCGAACCAUCACCGGAUAUUGUGCGUUCGAUGGCCUGUGCGUUGCUACAGGUACAACAGUGCAUUGAUCCUAAAUUCUUUCGCUAUCCCUUCGGACCGAAAAUGAAUGUGAAAGUUCCUGAAUUGAUUACCACCAUGAAAUAUGAGGGUCAGCAGAGGCUCAUGUUUUGGGAAGAGGCUUUGAUGCGUUCCACGUCGUUUUCGCAACUAUUUCUGUACUAUCACACUCUGUAUGAUGGGAUCCAGUGGUCUAGGUCAAUUGAGCGUGCGUAUUGUAUGGUAUGCAAGCGUAAGGCAAAUCCAGAUCAGUUGCUGAUUUGUGACGAAUGUAAUCGAGCAUGCCAUAUGUACUGUUUGAAACCAAAACUGACUGGCGUACCAGCCGGUGAUUGGUUCUGCGAACGAUGUCGUCCAAAGAGUAAACGACAAGCAAAAAAUUCCAAUAAACCCAAGCGGGAUGUCAUCACAUCAGAAGAAGAAACAGAGGAUGAUAUUGAACUAGAACAAUCAGAAUCAGAAGAGGAAAUAAGAGAUACUAAAGAUGAGAUGAAGCAAGAAGAUGAUGAAAGAGAAGUUGAUUAUGAAUCGACUGCAACGGUCAAUUAUGAUACAGAUUUUGCAACUGAAAACCGCCGAUCUACUCGUAAACGUUCUGGUAUCAUAAAUAUAAACGAAGUACAAUCGCAGAAUAGCCCAGCUGCCAAACAUAUCGAGUGA
Messenger RNA from Anopheles nili, 3753 nucleotides. Its product is annotated as bromodomain adjacent to zinc finger domain protein 1A-like. Lineage: Eukaryota; Metazoa; Arthropoda; Insecta; Diptera; Culicidae. The transcript has 2 exons. Gene Ontology annotation, biological process: chromatin remodeling. The coding region runs from base 1 to 3753 and encodes 1250 amino acids. The record is from RefSeq and is a predicted model, not a curated record.